AUGUCCGCGGUUAUAGUCGCGUGGAUGACAUUUGUGACAUUGCUGGCGCUGGCUUUGGGAUCGGCCGUCAAUGACCGCAAGCCUAACACCGUGUUCGUGGCCAUACUCAUACGGAAUAAGGCUCACACUCUUCCAUACUUCUUCAGUGCUUUUGAAUCUCUUGACUAUCCCAAGGACCGAAUACAUCUGUGGAUUAGGAGUGAUCAUAACAUAGAUAACUCCAUUCAAAUUUUAAAUAAAUGGUUAAAGACAUCAGGAACAGUUUACCAUUCAAUUGAUGUUAAAGUAGAUAAUAGUUCAACAAAGUAUGAUGAUGAAAGCGGUCCAGCACAUUGGCCCCAUUCUAGAUUUCAGCAUAUUGUCCAGCUAAGGGAAUCUGCUUUAAGAACUGCACGAGAAAGUUGGGCUGAUUAUAUUUGGUUUUUAGAUUGUGAUGCGUUUAUUAUCAAUAAGUCUACUUUGAAAAAUUUAAUAAAAAAAAAAUAUCCAGUUGUUGCUCCUAUGUUGAAAUCUGAUGGAUUAUAUUCAAAUUUUUGGUGUGGCAUGACUGACAACUAUUAUUAUAAGAGAACUUCUGAUUAUGCACCUAUAGUAGAAAGAAAAACUAAGGGGUGCUUUCAAGUUCCAAUGAUUCACAGCUCAGUUUUAAUAGAUUUAAGACUUCAGAUCACUAACUAUUUAACAUUUAACCAUAGUUUAUUGUCUAAUUACAUGGGACCUGUAGAUGAUAUAAUUAUAUUUGCUAUGUCUGCAAAUUUUUCUGGUAUUCCCUUGCACGUUUGUAAUGAUGAAAUGUAUGGCUUUAUAACUAUACCACUUGAAAAAGAUAGUUCUUUAGAAAUGGACAUAAGUCAGUUGACAAAUAUAAAAUUAGAAAUAACUGUUGAUAAUGAACCAUUACAAAUUUCAAGUAACUUAUCAGAUCUUGAUUUACCAAGUGCUCUCUUAGACAAUAUGGGUUUGGACAAUGUUUUUGUGAUUAACUUAGCCCGAAGAACAGAAAGACGUAACCGUAUGUAUUACUGUCUUAAUGAACUGGGUUUAAAUGCAACGUUUAUCGAAGCUACUGAUGGAAGAGCUCUGACCGAACAGGAUUUGGAGUUCAUGGGCGUGAGGCUCAUGCCUGGUUAUAAAGACCCCUAUUAUAAACGGCCAAUUACUAAAGGAGAGAUUGGAUGCUUCAUGAGCCAUUACAGAAUUUGGGCAAAGACAACUUCUGAAGGUUUAGACGAAGUAUUGGUUCUAGAAGAUGACGCGAGAUUUGAACCGUAUUUUCGUUUCAAAUUACAAAUGGUAUUGAACGAAUUGAGACGUCUAAAAGUUUCUUGGGAUUUAGUUUACAUUGGUCGAAAGUCAUUAAACGACAACAACGAAAGCCAGUUAGAAAACUCGAAACUCCUUGUGCGGCCGGGUUAUUCGUAUUGGACACUCGGAUAUUUGUUGAGCGGACGCGGUGCAGAGAAACUGUUAAACGCUAACCCGUUAAAAAAAUUGCUCCCGGUGGACGAAUUCCUCCCAAUUAUGUUUAACCAACAUCCUCAGACCGAAUGGUUGGAGCAAUUUGAAGAACGCAACUUAAUCGCAUUGUCUGCGUCGCCUCUGCUCAUCUAUCCCAUCCGGUACACGUCAGACGAUGGUUACGUCAGUGACACCGAAGACUCUGUGACCGUGCAGGUGACGAAUGACAAGUUCGCGACCGAACAAAAUGAAAUCAAAGAAGAUUUGUGAUUUGUGUGCCAUUAUUAUUACUUGUUAUUAAUAUUAUUAUUAUAACCUAAUAUUGAAUAGCCUGUUAUCGAAAUUUGUUACGUGUCAUAUCAUAUUUUUAUAUUCGUUAUGAUUUUUUUAUACAUUUAAUUAUUAUUAUUAUAUAUUACACAUUAGUUAUAUGGAAACGAAUUCGGCAAAGAUAUUGUAUAGGAAAAAACAGCAGUAAAUUCGUACAGUUCACUGGUAAUUUCAUACUGGCGCGUUCGUGUAGAAAAUUUACUUUUAUUGAAAACAUGACACCAGCAUUGUUUUUAAGUAUAGUGGGAAAGGGAUUUAUGCCGUGGUGUUAUGAGAUCGAAAAAUACAUUUAAAGGUACCUAACCUUGGAAUCGAACUCUUGAAUACGAUUACAGUAGACUGGAGAUGAUAUAAAGUUUUUUUUUUAAAUUAUUAACAAUGUUGACUUUAUCAUUAACGCUAAAAUACAUUUUAUACGUUUUAUUUUUACAUAGACUCGAUAUAUGAUUGAUACCAAUUUAUUUUUUUUUAUGUUACUUCUAUAGAGCAAAAACGCGUAGUAUACCAUAGGUAUAUUUUUAUUUUACAACAUAGUGAUAUUUAUACUAGUACAAUAAAAUAGAAAUAAAAGUUUUUCUUGUACUUCAAUAGACUGAUUGAUUCGUUUUUAUAAGACUUAUAUAAUGAUGAUAACUUUGUGUUCAUGUCUUUUGACCUACAAGUGAAGCGUAAAUUAUGUAAUUAUUUCCAAAUAAUUGGUUUUUUGUUACCAGAAACAAAACUAUUUAUGUAAUGAAUAUUUAGUGGGUAUUUUAUUUCUAUGAAUUAGAUAUUAUUAUAA
Molecule: messenger RNA, 2569 nt
Organism: Rhopalosiphum maidis (corn leaf aphid)
Lineage: Eukaryota; Metazoa; Arthropoda; Insecta; Hemiptera; Aphididae
Product: glycosyltransferase 25 family member
Exons: 10
Coding region: 1-1728 (575 amino acids)
Molecular function (GO): procollagen galactosyltransferase activity
Source: RefSeq, a predicted model, not a curated record